AAGCUAAAGAAAGAAGAUGAAGAUGAGCAGUGCUACCAUGGGAGCUUCAAAGAGAAGGUUCUCAAGCAGAGGGCUAGGAGGUGUCCUUAGAGAGCAAAGGGCUAAGCUUUACAUUAUUAGGAGAUGUGUGAUCAUGCUUCUUUGUUGGCAUGAUUAAUUAACUUCUCCUCUUAGCCAUAGCAAUGGUGAAGAAAAUGAGGAUUUCUUUCUCUUCUCUUUUUUCCUCUUUUCUUUUGGUGGAUUGUAAAUAGAAGCGGCCGAUAAUUAAUAUAGAUAUCGGAGAGUACUUCAACAAUUU
Messenger RNA from Pistacia vera, 298 nucleotides. RefSeq lists its product as uncharacterized. The coding region runs from base 17 to 157 and encodes 46 amino acids. Gene Ontology annotation, biological process: negative regulation of cell population proliferation. The transcript has a single exon. Lineage: Eukaryota; Viridiplantae; Streptophyta; Magnoliopsida; Sapindales; Anacardiaceae. The record is from RefSeq and is a predicted model, not a curated record.